CUCACUUUAUGCCUCUGUUAUUCUUAAUAAUAAGUUUCUCUCCCUUUAAGAGACGAGUGUUGAAAGGAGCAAAUCAGGAGGGGAAUCAGAAAAUCAGGAGGAAGGAGGGAAACAACAUUUUAGUCUUCUGAAUUUUGGGCAAGUCAUAUCUGUGCUUUUUCUUUAUUUUACAUCACCUGCACCUCAGACUAGUUUUGAGUCUGUUUCCUGCCUUGUCGACGCAUGUAAGCUGCAGCUGUGCGUCGCCGUCCAGGUUCAGUUUGGGGAAUUGGGGGCGUGGCAAAAUAUAUAAGCGUCUACUCCGAAGUGGACUGACUUUACGAACACAAGGAAAAAUGACAGGAGAUAAGAGCUGGAUGGAUAAGGAUAGAGAUUCUGCUGAGUGGCAAACUGGCCUGAAGGAUUUCUUGAGGCUCGCUUUUCCUGAUGCUCGUCCAAAUUCAACUGCCCCAUGCCCAUGUAGGAAAUGCCUGAAUAAUGCUCGGAGAAAAAAGAGGGAUGUUCAUAGUCACUUGCUGCACAAUGGUAUGGAUCCGGCCUACACUAAUUGGAUAUACCAUGGUGAGCAACCAGAUGAGGGCAACAUUUCUGAUGAUUCUGAUGAUGAAGACGCUGUAGACGAUGGUGCUGGGUUGUGUGACAUGCUCAAUACUCUCAUUAGGGGCACCAACAUGGGAAGCAAUGCAGAUCAUGAUGAAGGUGCAGGAGACAUUCAUGUGGAUGAUUCCGGCAGUGAAGGAACGAACCAGGAGCCAAAUGCAACAGCCAAGGUAUUCUUCGAGCUAUUGAAAGAGGCAAAAAAAGAGUUGUACCCAGGUUGCGAGGAUGCCACAAAGCUAUCUUUCAUUGUGAAUCUUUACCAAAUCAAGUGCGUGACUGGGAUGACCAACAGAUCAUGCGACUUGAUUCUCCAGAUGUUCACGCAGAUGCUGCCAAAGGGUCACUGCAUUCCUACUAAUCUCUCAAAAGUAAGGAAGGUGAUCCGCGAUCUUGGGCUUGACUACAAGAAGAUACACGCAUGCCUUAAUGAUUGCGUGCUAUUCCGUGGUGAGCAUGCUAAUGCAGAAGAAUGCCCCGUCUGUCAUGCUUCACGAUGGAAAUCUACUCCUACAACUGACGAAGACAAUGUAUCAAGACAUAAGAAGCCAGUGCCACAGAAAGUUCUAUGGUAUUUCCCACUGAUUCCAAGACUGCAAAGGCUGUACAUGACAGAAGCUAUGUCAUCGCAUAUGAAAUGGCAUCAUGAGGGUCGUCUGGAUGAUGGCGUAAUGAGGCACCCUGCAGAUUCGAAGGCGUGGAAGCAUGUUGAUAAGAAAUAUCAUAAGUUCUCAAAAGAUACUCGCAGUGUUCGACUUGGCCUUGCUUCGGAUGGAUUCAACCCCUUUGGGCUCAUGAGUAUAUCACACACUACAUGGCCUGUCAUUCUUAUCCCUUAUAACUUGCCACCUUGGAUGUGUAUGAAACAACAAAAUUGGAUCAUGUCAAUGAUUAUUCCAGGGCCAAAGUCAGCAGGAAAUAACAUAGAUGUGUACUUGCAGCCUUUGGUGGAUGAACUGAAUGUUCUAUGGGAGGAUGGUGCUUACACAUAUGAUGCUGCAACCAAAGAAAAUUUCCGGCUGUAUGCAUGCUUGUUGUGGACCAUCAAUGACUACCCAGCUUUCGCAAUGCUGAGUGGUUGGAGCACAAAAGGAAAGCUAGCAUGCCCUUAUUGCCACAGACAUACAGAUUUCCUAUGGCUCAAGUAUGGUCGAAAGCAUUGCUACAUGGGAUACCGACGUUUUCUUCGCAAGAACCACAAAUGGCGUCGAAACAAGUGUUUGUUCAACAACAAAACAGAUGACAGGGAAGCUCCGGUACCACUUACAGGUGAAGAAGUUGUACAACAGCUUGAUAGCAUUCAGCAUGCACCAUUUGGGCGAUCAAAUAAGAGAAAGCGACCGGAAACUAAUAGCUGGCAUAACUGGAGGAAGAAAAGUGUAUUUUUUCAACUCCCAUAUUGGAAGCACUUGCUGGUUAGGCACAAUUUGGAUGUUAUGCACAUCGAGAAGAACAUCUGCGACAGCAUUCUUGGGACUUUGCUUGAGAUGGAUGGGAAAUCAAAGGAUGGUGUGAAGGCUCGUCUUGAUUUGGAGUACUUGAAAAUUAGGAAGGACCAGCAUCCAAAGCCCGGUAAGAACAAGUAUGAAAUAAAGAAAGGUUGCUAUGCUUUAAAAAGGAAGAGAAGAUAUUGCUCCUCAAAUUUUUGCAGAGCAUUAAGAUGCCCGAUGGAUAUGCUUCACACAUUAAACAAUGUGUGGUCCUCGAUCAGUGCAAGAUUACUGGACUCAAAACUCAUGACUGUCAUGUUAUAUUUCAGAAACUUCUUCCUAUUGCAUUGCGCAAGCUUCUGCCAGAGAAUGUUCUUAACCCAUUGCUUCAACUGA
Molecule: messenger RNA, 2423 nt
Organism: Lolium perenne
Lineage: Eukaryota; Viridiplantae; Streptophyta; Magnoliopsida; Poales; Poaceae
Source: RefSeq, a predicted model, not a curated record